AAGGCUACCAGGUCUUUCCCCACAAAUAGCCCAAAAGUAAUUCCAAACAACCCUCAGAUUCUUUACCGUGUCUAACUAGACUCAAGGGUUACUUGCAAAUCAGGAAAUAUAUAUUUGAUUCUUUUCUCCUUCCUCUCCUUCUCCCAUCCCUCUUUCACUCAUAUCCAAGCCACCUCCAAGUCUUUUCCUCCUCUUUCUACAGUCCAAAUCAUCUUAUCAAAUCUCCUACAAAGCCUUCAAGGUGGAGGUCUAAUGGCCUCUCCGCCCAGACAAGUGCAGCACCAGAGGAGGCUCUUUGAGCUGCUGGAAGAAGAGCAAGAGCCUUUCUUGCUGGACGUCUACCUCUUGGAGAAUGGGUAUUCGGACAGGGCAUUGAGGUCUCAGGCCACGGUCUCGUGCUGGCCUGGGGGCGCUUGCACAAGGCUGCCAAAGCUCGGCAGCCAUGGCUUCAAGAGGAAGAGAGGUGGCCUACUAAGUUGUAUACUAAACAAAUUUUUGUGUCGGAAGGCCAUCAGGAAGGCUUUGAGCUGCGAAGGCCUAGCUCUUGAGAAUGGAAGAUGGGGUGUCUUUGGUUGUUUCCUUGAGCUGGGAAGAGAGAGCCAUGUCGCAGAAUUCCGCAGGUUGUCGAGUUCCAGUGCUGUUAAUCAAAGAGAAUCAAAUGGACAGAUGCAAUGGAGAUCUUUGGAGGACGCCAACCAGCUGAGUCCUAUUUCAGUGCUUGAACUGCACUCCAAUGAAGCCUCCCCCAUUCACAACCAUUCGUCAAGUUUUAGUUCAGGAAUGGAAACAAAAGCUGCUUCUUGGUUUGGUUUUGAAGAGCUUCUCGGGUCUGCUUCUUUUCUUUCUCAGUAUGCCAACACCAAGAAGGAGUUAGAUCGAUCAUACCAACUUCUGUUGGACUGUGUGAGGGAGGUGGAGAAAAGAAUUUGGGACUCCUAUGAAUGUUUGAGCCCAGAGAGAGCUAAAAGCAUCAUUAAGGAGCGUAUCUUUACAUGGGAAAAGAAGAGAGGAGAUGUCGCUGACAUAGCCCAGUUGGUAGAUUCAGAAGUCUCGGAGUCUAGAGAAGAAUGGAGGCAUUUCCAAUCUGAGAUUAGAGAGAUUGGAAUCGAGAUAGAAACUGUAAUCUUUGAAGAGAUCAGAGAAGAGACUCUGUUGGACAUGCUAGGCUUCCCAUGCACAUCAAAAAGACUGUAAGUCUAAUUAUCAAUAUCCAUCACCAUCUUUUUGUUCUCAA
Molecule: messenger RNA, 1234 nt
Organism: Phoenix dactylifera (date palm)
Lineage: Eukaryota; Viridiplantae; Streptophyta; Magnoliopsida; Arecales; Arecaceae
Source: RefSeq, a predicted model, not a curated record